Molecule: messenger RNA, 1708 nt
Organism: Caenorhabditis elegans
Lineage: Eukaryota; Metazoa; Nematoda; Chromadorea; Rhabditida; Rhabditidae
Gene: prk-2
Product: Serine/threonine-protein kinase prk-2
Exons: 5
Coding region: 97-1422 (441 amino acids)
Molecular function (GO): protein kinase activity; ATP binding; protein serine/threonine kinase activity
Source: RefSeq, marked reviewed
UUCAAAAUUACGCGACAACCUACACACUCAUCUCCCGGUGCAUCGGGCACCAACAACAAUAAUACACCAAUGACACUUCCAGUUUUGGCGAAAAAAAUGAAGAAGCUGGCUUCACUGCAGUUCUUCAAUCUGAAACUUUUACUGAAUGGAGAAUCAAGUCGUGGCUUCUCAAAGUUUAAGAAGAACUAUAAGCUGAAAGCAGAGUUGGGAAGAGGUGGAUUCGGAGUUGUAUACAGAGCUGUCAGGACUUGUGAUAAUGCACUUGUUGCAGUGAAAUUCAUCGAGAGAAGCAAUGUUAAAGAAUGGGCAAGGAUAAACGGCGAACAAGUCCCAAUGGAGAUUUGCAUGCUCGCCAAAUGCUCAAAAGUGCGAGGAGUGAUUCGUCUUCUCGACUGGUACAGUAUCCCAGAAGGCUUCCUAAUUGUCAUGGAACGACCGUACCCUUGCAUUGACAUGUUCGAUUUUAUUAAGGGACAGGGAAAGAUUAGCGAAGAUAUGGCAAGAUUCUUGUUCAGACAAAUUGCAGUGACUGUUCAUGAAUGUGUUCAGAAUCGUGUACUUCAUAGGGAUUUGAAGGACGAAAACAUCGUGAUCGACUUGGUCACCGGCUCCACAAAACUCAUCGAUUUCGGCGCGGCCACCGUACUCCGAAGAAGCCAAUACUCUGAUUUCCAAGGAACCCGACUCUAUUGCCCACCUGAAUGGUUCUUACAUUCUCUCUAUCUUGGACGAGAAGCUGCUGUCUGGUCGUUGGGAGUACUCUUGUACAACUCACUCAACGGUCGACUACCAUUCAGAAAUGAGAAGGACAUUUGUACGGCACAUCUGUUGGGCCCACUUCCAUUCUUUGUUCCUGUUAGUGCAGAGGUUAAAGAUCUGAUUAGCAAGUGUCUGACAUUCGAUCCAUUCCAAAGAUGCUCUCUUGAAGCAAUUCUUAAUCAUCCAUGGGUCAAACAACAGACACUUUCAUGGGAUGCUUUGACAAAGAAUAAGGUUCAGAAGAAGACAUCGGAAUCUUCAGAUGACCAUCACAGCGAGACUCUCGGUGAUCACUCUGAAACCGAGGAGGACAGAAGCCCCCCGACCAGCAGCGUCUCCCAGCAGCCUGGCAGUGCUGAUGAAGGAGUCGGCCUAUCAGCGAGUUCUUCGAAUACGCACAACCAGAAAAAGCCGAACCACAAAGAGUUCCGAAUGGCGAAAACCUCCCUGCUCGCCCCACCCACCUCAAUCGAAAUGAAGGCAGCAGUUCAGGCAUCAAAAACGCCCACGCAGUUCAAUGUUCACACCGCAUUAAAGAAUCAGCGACAAAUCAAGAAGCAUCACAGCCCGCAGCCACCCAACUCUACCGUACUCACCGCGUUACGACGGGCAAUGUCAAGAGAGGCACAGAAUCGAAUUAGCGGCGUCUUCUCGCAGGACUAGUUUUGUUUCUGCUGGAAGUUAUCUUAAUUUUUUGAUUUGAAAAAUGUUUAUGUACAAAUUUGAAGUCCUUAAUCUUAACACAAAAGCCCCUUAGCUUUCUAUUUCCCCAGAAUUCUUUCAUUUUGUCGCUUUAGACCCCCCAAAUGCCCCCGACUUGCGAUACAAACUGUACCGGCAAACCAUUUUUUUCACUUGACCAAAUUUUUCUUUUUAUUGGGUAUUCCAUGCAUGAUAAUGACAGAAUCACAUUGUUCUUGACAAUUUGCAAAAUAAAACUUUUCCUUCG